Molecule: messenger RNA, 1391 nt
Organism: Guyanagaster necrorhizus
Lineage: Eukaryota; Fungi; Basidiomycota; Agaricomycetes; Agaricales; Physalacriaceae
Product: D-lactaldehyde dehydrogenase
Exons: 9
Coding region: 262-1296 (344 amino acids)
Molecular function (GO): oxidoreductase activity, acting on the CH-OH group of donors, NAD or NADP as acceptor
Source: RefSeq, a predicted model, not a curated record
GCGUACCUUUGUCACUAACUCUCAUGGGACCGGUGGAUCGUUUUUGCAUCGCAGAAUGGAGCGCUGAUUUGGAGAACAGCUCGUUGUAGUGAAGCGACCUAGAUGGUUAGAAUUUCUGUGGUAGUAUGAUCAAGGACGCUCUGCACCAAUAGUGUCGGCAGCUUCUUAUGCCCUCCAGAGCCUUCACUUUUUGUACAUAAUCCGUUAUGAAUCCAAACUAUAUAUAUACGUUUUCGCCGCCAUUGCGUCCCCCAGCUCCCUAUGCCAUCAAUUAGUUCUCCCAGCAAAGUUCUCGUCUCCGGUGCAAAUGGCUACAUCGCAACAUGGAUUGUUCGUGCCCUUUUGGAGAGAGGUUAUGCGGUGCGAGGGACGGUGCGCAGCCUAGUGAAAGGCGAGCACUUGAAGAACACCUUCAAGUCAUAUAGCAACCAGCUGGAAAUUGUUGUGGUCGAUGAUAUCACCAAGGACGGGGCCUUCGAUGAAGCGGUUAAGGGUGUAGAUGCGAUAGCUCAUACGGCAUCACCUGUGCAGUUGAGCGUGAGCGACCCCCAAGAGCUGAUCCUACCUGCUGUGAAGGGCACAGUAGGUAUGCUGACCAGUGCAGCCAAAUAUGGAUCAUCUGUACGACGUAUCGUCGUCACAUCUUCAUGUGCUGCAAUUAUGCGGUCGGAGCCGGAGACCAUUACCUUAUCGGAAGUCGAUUGGAACGAGCAAUCGCCAAAGGAAGUAGAGGAGAAAGGCCAAGAUGCGUCGGCUUUUGCGAAAUAUCGCACGUCCAAGGUAUUAGCUGAGAAAGCUGCUUGGAAUUUCUAUGAAACACAGAAAUCGGAGCUUCCUUGGGACCUGACCAUGAUAAACCCACCAUGGGUGUUUGGGCCCUUCAUCCAUGACGUGCCCUCCCUCAAUGCCCUCAACACCUCUGCAAAACUGUGGUACAACGUCGUAGCUCAGAUGGACAAGGGUGGAUUGUCCUCGGAUGCAAUCCUUACACAGCCAGGGCACGGUUGGGUGGAUGUCCGCGAUCUCGCCGAAGCUCAUGUCCUAGCAUUGGAGGUCGAAGCUGCUGGUGGUGAGAGGAUUAUCAUAUCAGCUGGCUCUUGCGUGUGGCAAGACUUCAUCAAUGCGGCGCAGUCUGUUUCGACAUCUCGCACUCUCCCCAAGGCUGUCCCUGGCGAUACCAGAUAUGCGAUUGUAUUUGACACGAGCAAGGAGAAGAGGUUGCUUGGGUUGAAGUUCAGGACCAUGGAGGAAACUGCGAGAGAUGUCUUGAGUGAUUUUGACAGACUCGAGUGGUGAUUAAGAGGCACAUAUACUGUUUAUCUAUAUGUCUGAAUUCACAGCUUCCCUGCACCAGUCAUUUACUUACCUGCUGAAUAAGUAUCUAUUCCCAG